Molecule: messenger RNA, 1134 nt
Organism: Pleuronectes platessa (European plaice)
Lineage: Eukaryota; Metazoa; Chordata; Actinopteri; Pleuronectiformes; Pleuronectidae
Product: immediate early response gene 5-like protein
Exons: 1
Coding region: 196-1065 (289 amino acids)
Source: RefSeq, a predicted model, not a curated record
ACAAUGUCUACGUGAGGGCGUGGCAAGGAAAGAUGAGAGUUGCAAGUCCAUGCCCUUACUGGGAAGACAUGGAGAGCUAUGGACACAGUCUACACGAAUCCAGUAGGAAUCUCCACUAAACACAUGAAUAUAACUCCAGCGAGCAAACCCACGAUUUUAGAGUGUUAGAGGAGAGAGCGGGCGGCCCGGUUGAGGAUGGAGUGUGCAUUCGACGCACAGAAUCUGAUCUCCAUUUCACUGAGGAAAAUCCAAAGCUCCAGGACGCAGAGAGGAGGCAUCAAGCUCCACAAGAACUUGCUGGUAACGUACGUACUGCGAAACGCCAGGCAGUUUUACAUGAGCAAAAACUUGUCGCAGGCGCAGAGGACGCAGCACUAUGAGGACGUGGCCGCAGACCGUGACAGGCAAGAAUACCUCGAAUUGACCGGGAGCUUUACGGAGUUGGCCGAUGACUUCUACUGCAACUUUACUGGGGUUGAGUCGGACACUUGGCACUGCGGAGCGCACCAGCCCGGCGGCCAGCCUGCAGAGCUGGCGCACCAAGACGCAUCAGCGUGCGCAAUGGUUCCAGCAAGCGACUCUGAGCUCAUGGUUCCUGAAGCCUGUUGGAGUUGUGCGGACAAAUCAUCCUGGGACUUACCUGUCCCCAACACACAGGCCAACCAGAAGACGGUGCUCGACCUGGACACGCAUGUGGUGACCACUGUCACCAAUGGAUACUUCCACUCAGACUGUUGCGCGCAGCCGAAACAGCCGCAGGGCGCGCACUGCUACGCCAAGAAGCGAAAGAUGGACACAAGUUAUCACAUUGUUGAUCCAGAGUUUUAUUUACCAGACUUUGGGCAGGUGCCAUGUAAGAGAAUGAGGAGUGACGAUGACUCUUAUUCAGACUCGGACAGCACGAACAUCUCCAACCUGAUCUCAGUGCUGGGCUCAGGUGGACUCUCUGACUUUGUGAGUUGGCAGCAGACGGACCUUGAGCAAAUAUUCGCCGCGCAAACAAUCUGUAUAAAACACACACUGUUGACAGGCAGCGGCUGGACCAGAGCCAUCGAGGCGUUUUGAUUUGUAUGACUGAUUUUUCUUUGUAUUGCCUAUUUUAUUGCAUUCAAAUAAACCAUGACACGACUGCAA